AUGGAAGACUCAACGCGCCGCUUCUCCAAGGUGUCGGCCUCGCGCGCAGAGACUGGCGCCGACACCACCAGUGCCGAUCGCACCCUCGAAGAUAUGGGAUAUAAGCCGGAAUUGGCGCGCAAUCGCUCCAUCUGGCAGGUCACUUUCAUGUGCUUUAUCUUGUCUUCUGUGCCCUACGGUCUCUCUACGACGCUUUACUAUCCGCUUGUUGCCGGUGGUCCGGCCAAUAUUAUCUGGGGCUGGGUGGUCGUCUCGUUCCUGAUUCUCUGUGUCGCUAUUUCCCUCGCUGAGAUCACUUCGGUCUAUCCAACUGCUGGUGGAGUGUACUAUCAAACAUUCGUCCUAUCACCUCUUUGGUGCCGUCGCGUCGCAUCGUGGAUCUGUGGCUGGUCCUAUGUGGCCGGAAACAUCACCAUCACCCUUGCCGUGAACUUUGGUACCGCCCUGCUCUUCGUCGGCUGCCUCGAUGUCUUUGAGAAGUCCCCCGGCGUGGGCAUCACCGACGAUUUCCAGGCUUAUCAGACCUUUUUGAUUUUCCUGGCCAUCACUCUGUUGACCCAUGCUAUCUCGGCUUUCGGUAACAAGUGGCUGCCCUGGUUGGAGACUUUCGCCAUCUUCUGGACGAUCGCCGGUUUGAUCGCAAUUGUCGUUUGUCUUUUGGCUAUCGCGAAAGAAGGCCGCAAUAAUGCCUCGUGGGUCUUUGGUAAUUUUGAGCCGCAAGCUGGUUGGCCAGCGGGCUGGUCGUUCUUCAUCGGCUUGUUGCAGGCUGCGUACGCCACUUCGGCUACCGGCAUGAUUAUCUCUCUCUGCGAGGAAGUUCGGGAACCCGCUAUUAUGGUCCCCAAGGCCAUGGUCGGUACUAUCGUUAUCAACUUUGUUGCUGGUCUCCUUUUCUUGAUCCCAGUCUGCUUCGUCAUGCCCGAGCUGAGCCUGCUCAUCAACGCUUCUCAGCCGACUCCGGUCAUCUUCAAGCACGCCAUUGGUAACUCCGCUGGUGCUUUCUGCUUGACCAUCCCUCUUCUCGUGCUCGGUGUUAUCUGCGGUGUAGGCUGUGUUACUGCUACUUCGCGUUGCACCUGGGCCUUUGCUCGUGAUGGCGGUAUCCCCGGCUCUGGCUGGUGGCGCACCGUCGACAAGAAGCUGAACAUUCCCCUCAAUGCGAUGGCAUUGGGCAUGGUCAUCGAGAUUGCUCUCGGUGCCAUCUACUUCGGUUCUACCGCCGCCUACAACGCCUUCUCUGGUGUGGGUGUCAUCUUCUUGACGUUGAGUUAUGCCUGUCCCGUGGCGGUCUCCUUGAUCUUCCGUCGUCGUGAGGAUAUCAAGAACGGCAACUUCAACUUUGGCAUCGUCGGUCUCAUCGCUAACGUCUUUGCGCUCGCAUGGAGUCUCCUCGCCAUCCCCCUGUUCUGCAUGCCCACUCUCAAGGUGGUCACCAAGGAAAGUAUGAAUUAUGCCUCGGUUGUGUUUUUCGGUUUCGUGCUCAUCGCAGCCAUCUGGUACGGUGUCUGGGGAUACGGCAACUACCGCGGUCCACCCACCGAUGCCGUCGAUCACGACGACGCGUCUUUGUCUCCGUCCUAUCCCGAGGGCAGCGAGGUCGGCAAAGAUAAGCCCAAAAGCCCAUGA
Penicillium subrubescens is the source of this 1626-nucleotide messenger RNA. Its product is annotated as putative amino acid permease. Gene Ontology annotation, cellular component: membrane. Bases 1 to 1626 code for a protein of 541 amino acids. NCBI's taxonomy places the organism in Eukaryota, Fungi, Ascomycota, Eurotiomycetes, Eurotiales, Aspergillaceae. The transcript has 5 exons. The record is from RefSeq and is a predicted model, not a curated record. Gene Ontology annotation, molecular function: transmembrane transporter activity. Gene Ontology annotation, biological process: transmembrane transport; amino acid transport.